Sorghum bicolor (sorghum) is the source of this 1197-nucleotide messenger RNA. RefSeq lists its product as uncharacterized. The record is from RefSeq and is a predicted model, not a curated record. The coding region runs from base 29 to 616 and encodes 195 amino acids. NCBI's taxonomy places the organism in Eukaryota, Viridiplantae, Streptophyta, Magnoliopsida, Poales, Poaceae. The transcript has 2 exons. Gene Ontology annotation, molecular function: protein binding.
UCCGGCCCGUUCCUUCCUCCUUGGAUGGAUGGGAUCCCGAACCCGAUCGCGGUGGUUACGGAAUAGAAUGGCGCCGUCUCCGCCGCAGCCUCUCCCGGACGAUCUCAUCCCGGGCAUCCUCCUCCGCCUGCCGCCGGACGACCCUGCGGGGCUCGUCCGGGCCUCCGCGGUCUGCAAGGCCUGGCGCCGCAUCAUCUCCGACCCCGCCUUCCACGGCCGCUACCGCGCGUUGCACCCAACGGCCCCCGUGCUCGGCUUCCUCCACCGCCCUAGGAACCCCAAGCUUCCCCGCUUCGUCUCCACCACGUCCUUCCGCCCGGCCGCCGCCGACCAUCGCCAGCACCCGCUCGACUGCCGCCACGGCCGCGCCAUCUUCUACGACUACGGCUCCCUCGGCGGCUACGUUGUCUGGGACCCGGCCACCGGCGAGCGGCACCAAGUCCGCGAUGAGCUCAGCGCCGACUACUUGCCACAGCCAGCUGUGUUCUGCGCUGCGGGCGAAGGCUGCGACCACCGCGGCUGCAGCGGGGGCCCUUUCAUUGUCGCCUUUGCUGGCUUGGGGACCCUGGAUCUUGGUUACCAUGACCAUGUCGUGGAGGCGGAGGGCUGGGAUUAGCCUACAUGUGCCCUAAAACUAGUACCAUGCUCUACCUGUUGGCAAGGGAGGCAGAAGGCACCGUCGUCGGAGAUGAUGGCCGAUGGGUGCAGCGCAGGGUCAUCGAUCUCAAAACGCUGCUCCCGGAUGGGAACCUUAAGAGGCAGCCAUGUUUGAGUGGCGUUGCCCAAGACGCCAAUGUCAUUUUUGUAAGCACAGAAGAUGGCGUCUUCAGCAUCAAUCACGGCGGGUCGUCAUCAUUGCAGGCGAGGAAGGUGUGCAAGAUGGGUGUAGUCAACAACUGGAUGUAUCCCUUCGUGAGCUUCUACACUGAGUCAUUGCUGCUGAAGCUAGCCAGUGGAAGAUUGCCAGCACCAGUCGGGAACCAGUGAUCCCCGUAUGGCCUGGCAAAUAAAUGGAAAUAUAGCGCAAAUCGAUCAUCUCUCUGUACUGAUGCUGUUCUGUUUCUUCUGGGGAAAUAAAGUUCAGUGAGAGUAGCUUGUUUAAUUCAUUCACCUUUUCGGAUCGCCUUAUUCCUAUCGAUUGUAAUCAUGGAUCAAACACUUGAGUUCCACUUAAAGAUUUCAUCAUAUUUCAAGAAA